Messenger RNA from Daphnia pulicaria, 1369 nucleotides. RefSeq lists its product as uncharacterized. The coding region runs from base 141 to 1235 and encodes 364 amino acids. The transcript has 3 exons. Gene Ontology annotation, molecular function: RNA polymerase II cis-regulatory region sequence-specific DNA binding; DNA-binding transcription factor activity, RNA polymerase II-specific; protein dimerization activity. The record is from RefSeq and is a predicted model, not a curated record. Gene Ontology annotation, cellular component: nucleus. Gene Ontology annotation, biological process: regulation of neurogenesis; regulation of transcription by RNA polymerase II; anterior/posterior pattern specification. NCBI's taxonomy places the organism in Eukaryota, Metazoa, Arthropoda, Branchiopoda, Diplostraca, Daphniidae.
GUUGGAUUCAAACUGUUGUAACGCAUACACCUCAACUGUAACGAUCCGUUUACUCUUUAAACUUGCGCAGUAAUCGUCUGUAGGUUUUUGAGCUAACAAGUCUUACACUUCUGUUCCCUGAUUGCACUUACCAAAUAAAAAUGAACCGAAAAAGUGAUUCGUGUUUAGCAGAUCGUAAAUGUUUUGAAACUCGUGGCUCCGAAAGCAGAAAGGUGCGCAAACCUUUAAUGGAAAAGAAGCGUCGAGCACGCAUCAACCAGAGCCUAAAUGAUUUGAAAGAUCUUCUCAUGGAAACGGACAGCGUAAAAAAAGAGGGUUCCCGACCGGCUAAACUGGAGAAGGCCGACGUUUUAGAACUAACUGUAAACUACGUCCAGAAGCUCCAUAAGGAACGACGAAAUAACUUGCGGGACAAUUCAAAUGAUGGAAGCACUAGCUGCCCGAUUCCUAAUAGUUUUUCGCCAAGAUCUAAUCAAUCGUCAAGGUUUAAAGAUGGGUUCAUCGAGUGCGCUCGCAUCGUUCGAGAAGUUUUACACAAUCAACCCCAGCAAACAAUGGAAGGAGACCUGCAAAAAAGAGUCGGCCAAUAUCUUGACCGGUGCUUAACUAAUUUAGUUCCCGAAUUGCUGACCAACCGAAAAUCGCCUUCACCUUCUCUCGGAAGCGACUCAUGCACAUCGUUUGAAGAAAAAGACAUGGAGCCUUCCGAAUUUGUCAUGGACAGCUCUUCACCUGCAAACCGUAUUUGUUCAUCAUCGUCAACAUCGGAGGAAAGUCGGUACUCGUGCUCUCGACGGUCAUUUUCAAACGAAAUCAACAGCUUUGAUUUAACAUCAACGCCGAAUUCUUCACCGAGCAAUGCGCUCAACGUGAUACCGUCUCGCUGGACUUGCGGUUUCAAGUCCGUUCCCUCCUUCGGAUCUCCUGAUUUGUCAGCUGAGAACUUGAAUCAAGGCAACAAGUGGGAAAAUCAUCAGGUGGUCCCUUCUUCAAUGUCAUGCGAGAGAAAAUGGAAGACGAGCGAUGCGAAUAUCUUGGAACUUUUUGCAUGUGGUGUCCCAUCAACCAGCGCUUUUCCAUCGGAUUCUUCUUCCAGCUCUUUGACUUCCAACCAACACUACCAACAUUCACCCGAAGUUAUUUAUCGACAUCAAAUCAGCCUGUAUGACGAUCAUAUUUCAUCACCUUCCUUGAAAUCGGAUGCGGAUCAUAUGAAAGUAUGGAGACCUUGGUAAAACUACGUGAUAAUGGUGUCUUGAUUUGAUUUUGAUUCAAUUGUAUGUUUACUUUCUUACCGAAAAGAAAAUAACUCAUAAUCGUGAUUCGUGAAUUGUACAUAAAUGAGGAUAAUAAAUAAUAUGCCAUGUUA